AUGUCUGACAAACGACCAAAGGGCCCACAAACUAUCCUCUGUGACAUGUGUACAGGGGAGGACAGGACACCGGCACGGAAGACCUGCAUGAAAUGUGAGAUCUCCAUGUGCGUCCAGCACCUCCAGGCCCACCUCACCACUCCCAUCUUACUCCAAACUCAUCCUCUGACCGAGCCAAUGGCCUCAGGGGAUGCAGGCUUAGGUGGCACCACUAAAUGCCCCCAGCAUGGCAAACUCCUGGAGUACUACUGCUUGGAUGACAUGACCUGUGUGUGUGUUUCCUGCGCCAUUGAAGACCAGCACCGUCUGCACAAUAUGAAGACCUUCUCCACAGCCCACAAAGAGCUUGUGGAGAAGCUGAACAGUGAGCAACAGGCCUUACUGGUGAAUUUGAGUCUGGAAAAGUGGGAGAAGAGUGAAAGAGAGAAGCUGGGUCGCUGUAGCGUGCGUCUCAUUGAGGCUGUGACUAACCUGCGUGACAUCACCCUGACCAGUGUCCAGAGUUCAGUCUCUGCCCGGAUGGUGUCCAUCAAAACCAGCAAGAGCAGCAUGCAAGCUGCACAGCAGGAGAAGGACACGUUCAGGUUCCUGCAGAUGUAUUCUCAGGUGCAUCAUGAUGUGGAGAAGGCCAAGGCUGUGGAUCUGAGGAAAGGCUUGGAGCCUGGCAGUGAUCGGGACAAACUGGUUCAGGAGAUAACACAAAACGGGGAAAAGAUGAUGAAGCAGGCAGGCCAAUUCUGGGGAUCCCUGCUGACUCUGGUUGAUCCAGAGAACCACCAGGAGCUCUCUGCUACAGGUUCUGACCUGAUCUUUGACCCACAGAUUUUCGGCCUCGGUAUGUUUCUGUCCAAAGACAAAAGGAAGGUUCUCUACAGCAGUGGGCAGGGGCAAUGCUCUGCCAAUCUUCUAAUCCGUAGUACCCAGGCAGUUCCUAACAUUCAGAGAUGGAUGAUCAGUCUUUCCCCGGACUGCAACUGGACCGUUGGUUUAUGUGACAAACGCUCUGCAAAGUCUACAAAUUUGAGGGAUGGACAUGUCUAUGGUCUGUGCUGCAGAGAUAACCAGCUAAGCUCUCUCACAACACAAUAUGAUGACGCAUCAGUCAGUUCAAGUGUGAAGCAGAACAAUGAAAAUGCUCCAUCCAGAUGUAUGCAGCCUAUACCAGAGAAGAGACGUAGGGUUUCCUCUGCAGUAAUCACACAUCUGGGCAAAGAGGGAAACAAGGCUGUACCACGACCUGAAACGGUUGAAGUGUUUUGGAACUCCGUCGCCUCCUCGCUGUCCUUCUUCAGCAGAACUGGACAGCACCAGAGGGAAGAAAUCAUCACGCUUCUGAUGAGCCUCAACAACAAGGACCUGGCCCCCUUUGUUCAACUAGACAAUAACAAUCUAGAAAAUAGGGAAGUGCAGGAUUGGAAGUGCCACUGUGGGAUGACUUUCCAAAAGAGAAGUUUUGGCAUGGGAGGAAUGCGCGGCAACUAUCAACAGGGUAGUUGUACUUCUUGUGGAACAAUUCUUGGUGACGUGUGCAUAGAUGUGGUUUGUGAACUACAGUAAUGGGUGAGACGACUGAUCAUUGCUGAUUCAAUUCAAAGCAACAAAUAUCUACAGUUAUAACCUCUGCUUUGAAUUGAUGAAUACAAAUAUUACAUUCAGUGUCAAGUUGCUGUCAAAUCAAAAUUUAGUGCAAAUUCCAGUAAUAAGAUUAUUUUUGGUGUACAAUAAACACAUCAUAUACUACAGGAAACAUCUUUUUUCAAUUGUGGUAAUGUUUAUGAUUUUGUUUUGGGAGUUGUUUAUAAUGUACGCAACAAGGUUGUUUUGUAAUGCUUCUUUUACUGUCUGACAGUUUGAGGUGUUUGUCUCCAUCUACUGGUGGUGAACGCGUCACUGCGCUCACACGGUGCUCUUAUUUUACAUUACAUUGUCCUAUUAAAUCAAAAUGUCAACAAGGAAUGCUUACUUACACUAUAGAUGAUCGAAUCAACAAUAAAGUCUGUCAAGUUUCAAGAAAAA
This is a messenger RNA of Centropristis striata (black sea bass), 2016 nucleotides long. Its product is annotated as tripartite motif-containing protein 16-like. Gene Ontology annotation, molecular function: zinc ion binding. The coding region runs from base 1 to 1557 and encodes 518 amino acids. NCBI's taxonomy places the organism in Eukaryota, Metazoa, Chordata, Actinopteri, Perciformes, Serranidae. The record is from RefSeq and is a predicted model, not a curated record. The transcript has a single exon.